Molecule: messenger RNA, 2556 nt
Organism: Colletotrichum truncatum
Lineage: Eukaryota; Fungi; Ascomycota; Sordariomycetes; Glomerellales; Glomerellaceae
Source: RefSeq, a predicted model, not a curated record
AUGAGGUUGUUGAUAUUAUCAAGAAUGAAUUGGAGCGGUUCUCUUGCUCUGUCGCACAACCAGGUUUCUUCUUUCCCAACUCGAUUCUCCGAAUGUACCUCGCUCCGAUACCUGAAUGUGAGAAAUAACCAAAUCAGAGAGUUUCCCUUGCCGCUCUGUGACUUGAGGUCGCUCGAGAUUCUUGAUCUUAGCAAGAACAAGCUCCGCGUCUUACCCCCAGAUAUCAUCAAACUGGCAUCUUUGAAGGUGUUUUCGGUACAAAAGAAUCGCAUUGAGGAGCUGCCAGUUGCGCUUGCCGACAUGGUUUCACUUCAGGUGCUCAAGUUUGACGGCAACCCAAUCACAUUCCCACCUCGGGAGGUGCUGCAAGUGCAGGCGACUAGCCCCCCUAAUGAAGGUUACUUGAAAGAGAGCGAAGUGACCGAAGUUGCCGUCACUGCACACAUUAAGCGCUUUUUACGACAGCACUCCAUGAAUGGCCGUGCAGAAUCGGACACUGCUGGCGAAGAAUCGAGCGAGGGCAUGGAAACCCCUCGAAUGCCUCCCAUCAAACGUGUUGUCAGCGGCCGAUUCCCCAUCAAGGUCAAUGGCAGCGACGUUCCCGACAUUCGAUCUCCAAAUCUGGCCCGUCCUCCUCCCAUUCCCAAUCGGUCACACUACCGGGGACUGUCUCAACAGAACACCGCUGUUCGUCGCCCUGGCGUUAUGCCGUUGACCAUUGGCAACGUUAAUGAGAGACUCCGAAGCAAUUCAGAGACCCUACUUCAGGCAACACGGGGAGAGCGUCCCGAAUCCCGAGCGAGACGGAUGGGGGUUGUAUCACAAAAACCCUCCCAGCUUGGCACUCUGGAUGAGACUCAAGCCAAUAACCGCUUCAGUCACUACCGAGGUCUAAGCCAUGGAUCUGCAAUGCAACCACCACCCGCGAGCCUGUCCGUGAAGAGCCCGAAUAGCCCCGCCGAGCCUUUUCUUCAAAGGCCGAUCUACGUCCGACGACUCUCAGUGCUCCCCGAGCGGAGACGCGAAUCCAAAGUCUACGAUCCGAUACUUGAGGCUGCUAAGGGCAUCCUUUAUGCCGUUUUUCAAAUUCAUCCCAUGAUCCAGAUGCUUAUGAGCUUGACAAGUGAUGGUUCUUCUAAGCGCUCAAGCCUCGAGAUCGUCUUCUACAAUACUAACUCACAUGUUGAGGAGUUGGAACAGGAAAUUCAAAAGCAUGAUCCUGCGGUAGAUGGCGAUGAGAUUACGGGCCGCGAAAAUGAAAACGUCCACCGAGCAUGCCAAACACUUGUCAGUGCCUACACACACGUCUGUACACUGCUCGCAGGCAAUAUCGAUUCCUUUAUCGACAACGGAGAUCCCCGUUACAUCCGCACUUUGUUGAUGCUUAUCUACAACAGUAUCAUGGAGAUCAGGUGCACUCUGGCAUCGGUAUCACCAGAGGCUGGCCCUAUAAAGCCAGCAUCUCGUGGUGUGGCUAUGGGCUCCAUGAUUAAGCCGCAUUCACGCGAGAAUUCUAUUACUCCUACGGCUGAGCGGCUUGGGCUUGCGCAACGUGCCCGCCCCGGCCCGAUCCUACACAACCCGAGCAACCUAAGAGUGGCCACAGAUGUUCCAUUGCCUUACAUUAACGGAACUGGGGCAAGUCGUACCGCUACGCUUACCUCGGCAACCCCCCGCUCCGGAGAAUCCUUUGCCUCAGCAUCAUCUGGCGGACGCGGCAUAUCCGACUUUACUGAAGAGGACAGAUACUUUGAAAAGAUCUUCCUCUCUCUACAGCGGUCAUCCGAGCUUGUCAUGAGGACGUUGCCCAUGUUCCAGAAUCACAUGUCCGUUCUUGCCAAGAAGGCCAUGGGCCGUCGCGCGCCAGACCAUGAGAUGAUGUGCUGGAAGGGCCUCAUUGCUAAGUGUGCUACUGCCGUGCAGCAAACCGAGAUGCUCCGAAGCCGUCUCUCGCUCAUCAAGUUGAAGGAACCUGGCAUCAUGAGUCAGCCUGCCUUCAGGAGCUUAAUCAAUAACUUCAUCGACUCAUGGGCGGAGUUCGGCUACAAGAUUCGAUAUGCAUUUAACGAAGUCAACCUCCCACCUGACACGAGGGUCAGACUGCGUCCCAUUCAGCAAGCCAUGAAAGAGGCGAGGGAUACCAUACUACAGUCACCGUGGAGCUACUUGUUGCGGCAGUCGUCUGGUUCCAACACAUUUAGCCCUAACAGCGGACCGGCCAUAGCACCCAUGCAGCUGCCAAUGACUCCCCAGAGCGCAGCCUUGGGUCCGGCUGUUCAGGCAACGGUUCCCUCUACUCCCCAAAGUGCUUCUUUCGCAGCUGCAUUUAACGGCAAUGUCUUCGAGAGGGCAGAUGCGCUUAUCUCUAUGGGCGGGCUCUCGAUGUCACGAACAGGGACGAUGACCAAUAGCUCAGCCGCUAGUUUCACCAUGUCUUCGAUGUCGUCACUCUCCUCAGACGGAGGAGCCAUGACUCCUUCAUCAGUUAUAAGUCCGAAUGGCUUUGGCCCUGGCCCGGUGCCUCUACGACUCAAUGGAAGCAAAGUCGCAUUCUAG